GAAGAAUCGAGGGUCCCUUUCGUCGCGAAACAAAGUGCGUGUGCGUCGGUUCGAUUCAGUUCCGUUUGCUGCAAAACAGCAAAAACCGUGCGUCGCCGGACGUAUCCCGGCGUUACCCGCGCCAGUUUCCACCCGUGACGAACGUUACCACAGCAUCGCUAACGUCUUGGAAAUCUUCAGCGCCUAAAGAAAAAGAGACAAAAAACAAAAAAAAAAGGACACCUUUGACGAAAGUGCAACAAAAGUGCAUAUAAAAAAAAACAGGAGCCAAUUGACCCUCUGCCCAGAAACCCCGGCGUCAGUGUGACAGUGUGCGCGUGUGUGUGUGUGUGGGUGCGCGCGUUUGUAUGUUUGUCCUCCCCCCCCGUUGUUUGAUCUCCUCCUCCCCGCGCGCGCGUGUUUAAGCAGAGUAUGAAACAAUGAGUGCAUCGACAACACCCACAACGCAACAAACGGGUACGACCGCGGUCGGUGUCCCCCCCGUGCCCCCGGUGAAGCCGGUCCUCUCCUCACCCGGUGCCUACAUGGCCAACUUUCAGGGUGUGGGGGCGGGCAGCGCAACGGGCGUGGUGCCCCCCAUCACGGCCGGGAUUCACGGUACGAACAAGACGCACGAAAAGCCAACGAUCGCCGCCCGGCCAAUACCGCCUCCGAAGCUGCCAAACUACUCGUCCUCGUUCAACAAGAUCGAUCGCGAUCGCAACGAGUUCUCCAAAAUCGACAAAGCCGAAAGGGAAAAGGUUAGCUGAUGAAUGCAGGAAAUUGAAUCCUUUUUGUUGGCAACGAAGCGUGAAAUGUUCUUCAAAUCGGAGAGCAACAGCCCGUCCGGACCGCCACCGAACCCACCGGUAGGGCUGAACAAUCUCAACCUGGCUAACAACAACGUGAUCCAUAACAACAGCGCAAAUGCCGCCGGUCUCGAUAAGCACAGUUCCGCCGCCGCAGCAGCAGCAGCAGGCAUCACUAACUCGGUCGGCACUAACAACAGCUCCACGGCGUCGUCGGUGGCCGCGGUCACCAACAACAACCACAGCGGGUUGAAUGGGUCCGCGGCCACGAACGGAAGCGCCGGUAAUAACAAUCUAACCGGCGGUGGUGGUGGCGGUGUUAACGGGCUCGCGACCACGAUGGCCAACAUCUCGCUGAAGGAGAAGCGGGAUGCGCUGUUGAAUCACCACGAGGGUGCGAAUGGGCACCAUCACCAUCACCACGCGGAUGUGGCCAACAACAGCAAGCUGGCGAAUGAGCGCCAUGAGAAGGAAAAGCCGGUGUUGAAAUCGAAACCGAAGGAGCUCGAUGGGUACGUUGGUUUCGCGAACCUACCGAACCAGGUGUACCGGAAGGCGGUUAAGAAGGGCUUCGAGCUGACGCUGAUGGUGGUGGGUGAGUCCGGGCUCGGGAAGUCGACGCUAAUCAACUCGAUGUUCCUGUCGGACAUUUAUCACGCCGAGCAGCAUCCGGGACCGUCGAAGCGCAUCAAGAAGACGGUUGCCGUCGAGAGCACGAAGGUGUUGCUGAAGGAGAACGGUGUUAAUCUCACGCUGACGGUGGUUGAUACGCCCGGGUUUGGUGAUGCCGUUGAUAACAGCAACUGCUGGUUGCCGAUCGUGGACUUUGUGGAGUCGAAGUACGAGGAGUACUUGACGGCGGAAUCGCGCGUUCACAGGACAGCGUUGCCGGAUUCACGCGUGCACGUGUGUCUGUAUUUUAUUGCACCCUCCGGCCACGGGCUGAAGCCACUGGAUGUGGAGUUUAUGCAGCGGCUGUGCGAUAAGGUGAACAUUAUACCGGUCAUUGCGAAGGCGGACACACUUACGCCGGAGGAAAUAACGCUGUUCAAGAAACAGAUCCUGAACGAAAUCGCUCAGAACAAGAUUAAGAUCUACGAUUUUCCGGAUCCGCUGGACGAGGAGGAGGACUCGAAAGUGUUGAAGCAGUUGCGCAGUCGCGUUCCGUUUGCGGUUGUCGGUGCGAACGCGAUCAUCGAGAUUGAUGGGCGUAAAGUGCGCGGUCGACGCUAUCCGUGGGGUGUUGCAGAAGUUGAGAAUCUGGACCAUUGUGAUUUCAUCGCCCUGCGCAACAUGGUGAUCCGGACGAACCUGCAGGAUCUGAAGGAUGUGACGAACAACGUGCACUACGAGAACUACCGCUGCCGGAAGCUGGCUGGCCUGGGCACGGACGGCAAAGCCAAGCUAAGCAAUAACUUAUGCAAUAUUGGAACUGUUAACACAAAUGGUACUGGAUGGAACCCGUUGGCACAGAUGGAGGAGGAAAAACGCGAACACGAGUCAAAGAUGAAAAAGAUGGAAGCAGAAAUGGAGCAGGUGUUCGAGAUGAAGGUCAAGGAGAAGAAGCAAAAGCUGAAGGAUUCGGAAGCGGAACUAACCAGACGCCACGAAGAGCGCAAAAAGGCACUCGAGCUGCAAGUCCGCGAGCUGGAUGAUCGCAGAAAGGCUUUCGAGCAGGAGAAGGCUGAGUGGGAGCAACAAAAUGGUGUCACGUUGGAUGAACUGCGCCGCAAGAGCUUGGAAGCAAACAGCAAAGAGACCGCGUCUCUUGCAUCAAGAAGUUCCGAUGAGUCGAAGGGCAGGCGCGUGUUCGGAUCGUUGCUGCGUCGACACACUAGCUUCGGUGCACCGGACGCCGUACGUGGCGUGACCGGUGCGACGGGUUCGACUUCCACUCUCGUUAGUGCUAACAAUAACAACGGCACAGUGCCACCCAGUCCGCAAGAUCAUAACGAAUCAUAA
Molecule: messenger RNA, 2750 nt
Organism: Anopheles nili
Lineage: Eukaryota; Metazoa; Arthropoda; Insecta; Diptera; Culicidae
Gene: pnut
Product: septin-7
Exons: 11
Biological process (GO): cytoskeleton-dependent cytokinesis; cilium assembly
Cellular component (GO): cell division site; septin ring; microtubule cytoskeleton
Molecular function (GO): GTPase activity; GTP binding; molecular adaptor activity
Source: RefSeq, a predicted model, not a curated record